UUCUCCAGUUCGCCGUGCCUUCUCUCGAGACCCUUCUGGUUCUGGCCUUCUCCUUCCUCCCGAGCCGCUCCACCGGCUCCUCCUCCACCCCGACCACCACGUCCAUGGAUCCCGCGCCGCUCUCCACGCUGCGGGAGGACGGGGAACCCGACGAAUCCUCCUCCUCCCCCUCCGCCGUCUCCGCCGCCGCCGUGCCUCCUCGCCCCGCGACGCACCACUCUCUCCACAAGUACGCGCCGCUGGACUGGUCGGCCUACUUCGACGAGGAGCGCGCCGUCGCCAUCCCCGACACCGACGACGUUUUCAAUGUGUACAUGGCCGGAUCGGAAGGGCCCGUUGUCUUCUGCCUGCACGGUGGCGGCUACUCGGGGCUUUCAUUUGCGCUAGCAGCUAAUCAGAUAAAGGGAAAAGCUCGUGUCGUUGCCAUGGAUUUACGGGGACAUGGGAAAUCUACCACAAGUGAUGAUUUGGAUUUGUCCAUUGAAACUCUUACCAAUGAUGUAAUAGCUGCUAUACAGACAUUGUACGGAGAGUCACCGCCAGCUAUUAUACUUGUUGGUCAUAGCAUGGGAGGUUCAGUGGCUGUACAUGUGGCUGCAAGAAAGGCAUUCCGCAAUCUUCAUGGUCUUGUUGUCGUUGAUGUAGUUGAGGGAACAGCAAUGGCUUCAUUGAUUCAUAUGCAGAAAAUUUUAUUAAAUCGAGCACAGCACUUCCCAAGCAUUGAAAAAGCAAUAGAAUGGAGCGUCAAAGGUGGGCCGCUACGGAACAUUGAUUCUGCACGUGUUUCUAUUCCAUCUACCUUGAAGUUUGAUGAAUCAAAGGAAUGCUUUACAUACCGUACCCCUCUGGAGAAAACAGAGAAGUACUGGAAAGGAUGGUACGAAGGUCUUUCGGACAAGUUCUUAUCUUGUCCUGUACAAAAGAUCCUAUUAUUAGCGGGCACUGAUAGAUUGGACAGGGCUUUAACAAUUGGUCAAAUGCAAGGGAAGUUUCAAAUGGUAGUAGUUCGACACACUGGACAUGCCAUACAGGAAGAUGUACCUGAAGAAUUUGCAUCACACAUAUUGAAUUUCAUAUCUCGCAACAAAAUAGGGCCUAAUGGUGUUGAGAUACCCGGCCUUAUAAAAAAAUGGCAGAAUUAGACAAGGCUAUGGAAGCAGUGUCAAAAGUGUCUAGGAAAAGUGAGGGAUCCUAUCUGUAUCUGUUGUCCUAUUUGUAAUUUUAGAGGAAGUACGUGUGAACAAGAUUCGAGACGAUGCAGCAGGGAUGAGCAGUUGGUUUUGCCACUUGGUCGCGACUUGUCCAUGCCAUGGAUGGUUUUACAAGCGAUUUUUGUGUGCAGUUUGUAAAUAAAGUUUUGAACGAGUGUUAGAAUUGGAAAUGCACUUUUGA
This is a messenger RNA of Lolium rigidum, 1392 nucleotides long. RefSeq names its product protein phosphatase methylesterase 1-like. The record is from RefSeq and is a predicted model, not a curated record. Gene Ontology annotation, molecular function: protein methylesterase activity. NCBI's taxonomy places the organism in Eukaryota, Viridiplantae, Streptophyta, Magnoliopsida, Poales, Poaceae. The transcript has 13 exons. Gene Ontology annotation, biological process: protein demethylation. Bases 105 to 1142 code for a protein of 345 amino acids.